This is a messenger RNA of Mobula hypostoma (lesser devil ray), 4535 nucleotides long. RefSeq names its product tetratricopeptide repeat protein 28-like. The transcript has 10 exons. The record is from RefSeq and is a predicted model, not a curated record. Bases 1903 to 4383 code for a protein of 826 amino acids. NCBI's taxonomy places the organism in Eukaryota, Metazoa, Chordata, Chondrichthyes, Myliobatiformes, Myliobatidae.
AUUGCCUAAUAGAGUCUGUUGUUGAUAAUUGAAAAUGAUUUUGAUGUGCGGGAACUCUGUUAUAGUUCGGGUAACUCUCAGGAUGUGAAAUGGAUAGAUUUUUUCUUCAUCUAAUGUUUUUCACCUCUACAAGAGCUUAAUGGAACACAUUUCACUUGUAUCUCCAACAACACUCGAUCCCAUCCAAGCGAGAUAGUCUGCUGGUCUGGCAUACCAUCUACCUGGUCUUUAGUCAUUCACCAUCUUCUGAAAGGCAAUCAGAGAUGGACAGUAAACGCUGGAUUGCCAUAAUACACACAUGUCUGAAUAUGUUUAAAAACAUUCAUUUUUGCUUAUAAUGCAUCUCUAUUACAAAUCUCAACUAUCAGAAAGUGAGAAACAAUUAAAGGAAUAAUUUUGUUUUGGUUUACUGAGCAUUUGACAAUGCCAAUAUAUUCUAUUACCUUCUUUACAUCUUCUUUGAUAGCUACCAUCACCAUUAUACUGUCCCUUUAUCUAGUCCACUCUGUGUGCUCUCUCCAGAUGUUCUGAUGUCUAGAGAUAUCGGGCAUGGGUCCACCCAACCAAGCUUUGUUAGCCGCAGACUGUGCUGCUUGAAAUUAACAAACCAAAGAUGCACAAAUUACUAAAGCAAGAAUUGGCCAACUUUCUGAGGUUUGUUGAGAUAUGUUUAUCCUCCACAUUGCAAUUAGGUCUGCCUGUAUUUCUGAAGUGGUACAGAUUUAUUAGUAAACAAGGCCAGCCGAUCUGUUCUCAGCAAUAUCUACUAGCAGUCCCAUCUCACUUACUGGAUUAUUAAGGAGAUUGAUUCAGGAAAUUGUUCAUCCAGUCCUAUCAGAUGCACAUUAACCACAAAUUUAAUUCCAGUUAUGUCUUCUUACCCAAUCAAGGUACUCACAAGUUGGUAAUUAACUAACAAAUCUGAUAUUGAGCCCCAUAACUGGCCAGGGAUAGAUGAUUUUUCCAUGGGCAUACACAUUUGAUCUUAAACGCAGGGUACAAAUUGUUUAAAAAUAAAACUCUUUACUCACAAUCACUCAAGCUAAUCACAGACAGCUUCAUUCAAGUUUUUGAAUAAGUGACUGAAAUAAUUUACCCCAAUCCUGUACUGCAUACUAGGGUUACAUUCUUCUCCAGGCACUAAAAUUCACUUCUAAGCCAUCUCCAGUUGGAACAUCUAAUUCAUUAUCAUACUACCAUAAACCUCACCUUCCUUGCUAAGAUUUUCACAUGUAAUGAUUACACCUUCCAAGCUAAUGCCCUGAUACCUAAUAAUGGCCUAUAAUAAUCCCAUUAACUUCAUUAUUGUUGGCCAAAGGAAAUGAAUCUUAAACUUGAGUACUCCUAGGCACAAAUCCCCAUCCCUCACCCUUAAACAACCACCAACAUCCUGAUCAUAGCAAAGGCACAUAUGUCUCUGUGCAAACAAGUAAAUGUGUGUGAAUUCACUCACAGUUUCUUGCUUCACUGUUACCCAAAACAACAUGAUCCCUAACUGGAGGUGUGUGCCAUGAUCUCCUAAUCAGCUCAAAUAGUAAUUUCAAGUCAUAUAAUUUCCUAGACAUCAAGAUGUAAUAUUGUGUCCUUCAAUCUACUUAACACAGAUCCGGAUCCUUGUGUGAGUGACUUAGUAAAAAUAUGUUGCAAUAGUACAGCUGGUUCAUGGGCUCAAAGUGACAGACUGGUAUAGUCUGUAAAGAAAUGGAUAGAAAUUGGAAGUUCUAAGUUACUGGGCAAUUCCAUCACCCCAGUGAAAAUAAAAUACUCCACUAUUGUACAGUGCAGAGAGAUCUUUAUUGUGUAUCUAUCUUGUGCAGUACCUAUAUUGAUAGAGGGUAGAGCAAGCCUUACUCUGUAUCGAACCUGUGCUGUACAAGACCCUGGGAGUGCUUGAUAGGACAGAUGCUUUUUAUCAAUAUAAAGGAUAUUUCAACAGUGAAAAGGCAACCUGCAAUGAUGAACUUUUCUGACUUUGCAGCAACUUAUGGUAGCUGGGAAGAAGGUGUUUUGCUCUUUACUCCUCAUCCAUAUCCAGCUGCCGGAGAACUUGUGGAGGAGCGUUCCUAUUUACUGACCAUUCCUGAGAUCCUUGAGUUGAACCUGAAGGCCAAGGUUGUAGUCCUGUCUAGCUGUGGAGAUGGAGGUUCUUCCCAGGAUUCUGUGCCACCUCUGAUACUGCCCACUGCCUUCCUUAGAGCAGGAGCCUCGACUGUGCUGAUGCAGAUUAAAUCAGUUCCUCUGCAGGCUUCUCUCACCUUCUAUCACCACUUCUACGUUGCCCUUUGGUAUGGCUCUUUGGUCAGUUAUGCAGUGGAAUAUGCAAAGCACCAGAUGCAGAACGAUGACAGAUUCAGGAAGCACUGGAGUAGCUUUGUGCUACUUGGAUUGGAUGCAUUUGUCAGUUUGCAGGACAUUAAACAUGACAUGUUGCACCAGAACGUGGAGAAUGCAGAGCAGGAAGUGGCUCGAACAGAUAAAAAGGACUGGCUGAAUCCUACACCAUAUGUGCCUCCAGUUCCAGAUCUGGAGGAACUCUCUAUAAAGAUGCAAAAAAGUGUAGAAGAACUCCUUGUGAAUCAAGGCGCUGUCACAGCAUUAUUAAAGCUGCUUCAACUCCUGAUUGGUGAAGCAGCCAUGCGACUCUCUAACACUAACACAGAUCGCUGCACAGUGAAGUUGACGACAAAUAUAAUCAGCAUUCCAGGAAUAUAUUCCAUGCUCCAGUUACUGGGAUUUCACUUCCAGCCAUUCCCAUCACUCCCACCCAAAGUGAACAAGCUGACCGGGAGAAAGGCAGCGAAUGCUGAUGUUGUGAAGGAACGUGCACCAACCUUUUCCCAUGCCAGUCCGCUGGCCAUUCUCUUCCCACACUGGAAUCCAGACAGGCUGAUUCAAACUGCACAACAAGUCAUUGCCGCCCUUAUUGAGCUCAGUGCCAGUAAUCAGUGUAUCAAUGCGUUAAUUUGGAUCCUUCCCCUGACCUGGGACGUAUUAGAGCAGCUCAUCACUUUGCUGGAAAACUCUCAGUCGUCCACCAUGAUGUGUCCUAAACUGACGGAGAAGGGAGUUGCUGCACUUUGGAACCAGCCGCACCUCAGAGACUUUUUGCAGGUCAUUGGAUAUGAACAGGCUGGACUCUCCUUGGUCCACAACCCUAGGACCCCAAACAAGUCGUUGCUACUGGGGAGUCUCAAACUGUUCCUAGCCCUACACCCACAGUCUCCACGUAGAUGCUCUGAGGUGGGCCCUCAGGAUUGUUCUUCAACUGCUGUGAGAGUACAAGAGUUUACACAAGUUUCACAGGAAACUCCAGCGCUGAGAGAAGAUCAGUCCGCACAGAGUUCCCAGGAAACUUCCUCACUGAAGAAGGAUCAAACCACACAAGGCCUUCUGGAAACUUCAGCGCUAAGAGCAGACUGGUCCGUACAGAGUCCUCAGGAAACUUUGGCUCGGAGAGAGGAUCAGUCCACACAGGGUUCCCAGGAUAGUUUGGCACAAAGUGAGGAUCUGUACCCGCAGGGUUCUCAGGGAACCUGGACAUUGACAUAUGAACAAAUGAAGCAGGGUUCUCAGGGAAGUUUGUUACCAGCAGAUGAAAAGUCUAGUCUAAGAUCUCAGAAAAGCCCGGCACUAAGGGAGGAACAAUCUUUCUUGAGAGGCAAGAAGGGUGGAAUAGGCUCACAGGACACCCCUUUUGAGAGGACCAGGAAAGACAGACAGGGUCCUCGGGAAGCCACUGGAGACACUGUAAGAGACAAGAAAACCAAACAAGAUCCUCAGGAACCUGCUGCAAGAAAAAACAUGAGGAACAGACACAGUCCAACAGAAACUUCACUGGCAAGUGAUAAACCAUCUGAACAGGAAGCUCAGCAAUUGACAGGAAACGCUGAGAGAAAGGCAUCUGGAAGCUCAAAGGUCUGCCUAAACACUCUGAAACCACUGCUAGUACUGAGGCACCAGAUCAUGAUGCAGGCUCCGUGGUUAACUGUCAGAGCUACUGCAGAGGAAGUGCAAGUUAAGCGUGGUCUGGCACACAGGUUAACUUCUCUACGGUCACAACAGCAAGCUCACAUACGUAACAUGGAACUGUGGCACAAGAAAAUUCUGGAGGACCUGCAGUGUAAACCAGAAGAGAGACGAAACAAGACUCAGGCCUGCAAGGUGAAGAAGGUGAAAGUGAAAGGGCCCAGCACCCCGAGCUCCAACCGCACCCCCUUAGAUGCGCCCGCACCGGUUUCGCAGACUGUCGCACACAACCUUGCUCUGCGUUCGGCAGCUCGCGAGGUCAUAAAGGAACGAGAGGCGAGCGUGCGGCAUCGACACCGAGCUGAAGUCGGCAACCUUUUCCUGCCUUUUGUUGAUGCAGUGCAUGACAGCGUGUGACCGCGUGCGUGCAUACCACCUAGUGCUGCCUACACAUUACUACACAUUACAUUGUCUUUAAGCAAGGAAAUACAGACUGCCUCGUUUGAUGAAUACUCGUCCAAAUGAGUGCCCAGCAUGUCACAGACACGGACUUAAAAUCAUUUGACUAU